AUGACAGCUCAGUUACAAAGUGAAAGUACUUCUAAAAUUGUUUUGGUUACAGGUGGUGCUGGAUACAUUGGUUCACACACUGUGGUAGAGCUAAUUGAGAAUGGAUAUGACUGUGUUGUUGCUGAUAACCUGUCGAAUUCAACUUAUGAUUCUGUAGCCAGGUUAGAGGUCUUGACCAAGCAUCACAUUCCCUUCUAUGAGGUUGAUUUGUGUGACCGAAAAGGUCUGGAAAAGGUUUUCAAAGAAUAUAAAAUUGAUUCGGUAAUUCACUUUGCUGGUUUAAAGGCUGUAGGUGAAUCUACACAAAUCCCGCUGAGAUACUAUCACAAUAACAUUUUGGGAACUGUCGUUUUAUUAGAGUUAAUGCAACAAUACAACGUUUCCAAAUUUGUUUUUUCAUCUUCUGCUACUGUCUAUGGUGAUGCUACGAGAUUCCCAAAUAUGAUUCCUAUCCCAGAAGAAUGUCCCUUAGGGCCUACUAAUCCGUAUGGUCAUACGAAAUACGCCAUUGAGAAUAUCUUGAAUGAUCUUUACAAUAGCGACAAAAAAAGUUGGAAGUUUGCUAUCUUGCGUUAUUUUAACCCAAUUGGCGCACAUCCCUCUGGAUUAAUCGGAGAAGAUCCGCUAGGUAUACCAAACAAUUUGUUGCCAUAUAUGGCUCAAGUAGCUGUUGGUAGGCGCGAGAAGCUUUACAUCUUCGGAGACGAUUAUGAUUCCAGAGAUGGUACCCCGAUCAGGGAUUAUAUCCACGUAGUUGAUCUAGCAAAAGGUCAUAUUGCAGCCCUGCAAUACCUAGAGGCCUACAAUGAAAAUGAAGGUUUGUGUCGUGAGUGGAACUUGGGUUCCGGUAAAGGUUCUACAGUUUUUGAAGUUUAUCAUGCAUUCUGCAAAGCUUCUGGUAUUGAUCUUCCAUACAAAGUUACGGGCAGAAGAGCAGGUGAUGUUUUGAACUUGACGGCUAAACCAGAUAGGGCCAAACGCGAACUGAAAUGGCAGACCGAGUUGCAGGUUGAAGACUCCUGCAAGGAUUUAUGGAAAUGGACUACUGAGAAUCCUUUUGGUUACCAGUUAAGGGGUGUCGAGGCCAGAUUUUCCGCUGAAGAUAUGCGUUAUGACGCAAGAUUUGUGACUAUUGGUGCCGGCACCAGAUUUCAAGCCACGUUUGCCAAUUUGGGCGCCAGCAUUGUUGACCUGAAAGUGAACGGACAAUCAGUUGUUCUUGGCUAUGAAAAUGAGGAAGGGUAUUUGAAUCCUGAUAGUGCUUAUAUAGGCGCCACGAUCGGCAGGUAUGCUAAUCGUAUUUCGAAGGGUAAGUUUAGUUUAUGCAACAAAGACUAUCAGUUAACCGUUAAUAACGGCGUUAAUGCGAAUCAUAGUAGUAUCGGUUCUUUCCACAGAAAAAGAUUUUUGGGACCCAUCAUUCAAAAUCCUUCAAAGGAUGUUUUUACCGCCGAGUACAUGCUGAUAGAUAAUGAGAAGGACACCGAAUUUCCAGGUGAUCUAUUGGUAACCAUACAGUAUACUGUGAACGUUGCCCAAAAAAGUUUGGAAAUGGUAUAUAAAGGUAAAUUGACUGCUGGUGAAGCGACGCCAAUAAAUUUAACAAAUCAUAGUUAUUUCAAUCUGAACAAGCCAUAUGGAGACACUAUUGAGGGUACGGAGAUUAUGGUGCGUUCAAAAAAAUCUGUUGAUGUCGACAAAAACAUGAUUCCUACGGGUAAUAUCGUCGAUAGAGAAAUUGCUACCUUUAACUCUACAAAGCCAACGGUCUUAGGCCCCAAAAAUCCCCAGUUUGAUUGUUGUUUUGUGGUGGAUGAAAAUGCUAAGCCAAGUCAAAUCAAUACUCUAAACAAUGAAUUGACGCUUAUUGUCAAGGCUUUUCAUCCCGAUUCCAAUAUUACAUUAGAAGUUUUAAGUACAGAGCCAACUUAUCAAUUUUAUACCGGUGAUUUCUUGUCUGCUGGUUACGAAGCAAGACAAGGUUUUGCAAUUGAGCCUGGUAGAUACAUUGAUGCUAUCAAUCAAGAGAACUGGAAAGAUUGUGUAACCUUGAAAAACGGUGAAACUUACGGGUCCAAGAUUGUCUACAGAUUUUCCUGA
Saccharomyces cerevisiae S288C is the source of this 2100-nucleotide messenger RNA. RefSeq names its product bifunctional UDP-glucose 4-epimerase/aldose 1-epimerase (gene GAL10). Lineage: Eukaryota; Fungi; Ascomycota; Saccharomycetes; Saccharomycetales; Saccharomycetaceae. The transcript has a single exon. The record is from RefSeq and is marked reviewed. Gene Ontology annotation, biological process: hexose metabolic process; beta-D-galactose catabolic process via UDP-galactose, Leloir pathway; galactose metabolic process. Bases 1 to 2100 code for a protein of 699 amino acids. Gene Ontology annotation, molecular function: UDP-glucose 4-epimerase activity; isomerase activity; carbohydrate binding.